This is a messenger RNA of Neoarthrinium moseri, 978 nucleotides long. RefSeq lists its product as uncharacterized. The transcript is spliced from 3 exons. Bases 1 to 978 code for a protein of 325 amino acids. Gene Ontology annotation, molecular function: arginase activity; manganese ion binding. NCBI's taxonomy places the organism in Eukaryota, Fungi, Ascomycota, Sordariomycetes, Amphisphaeriales, Apiosporaceae. Gene Ontology annotation, cellular component: cytoplasm; cytosol; nucleus. The record is from RefSeq and is a predicted model, not a curated record.
AUGAAUACUUCCAUGGUCCAGUCCAAAUUCCUUUCCCACCCUGAGGACAUUGGCGUCGUCGCCGUUGGCUUCUCGGGUGGUCAGUGCAAGGCAGGAGUCGACGCUGCGCCCAAGGCCUUGAUCGAGUCCGGCCUCCUUACCCAGCUCCGCGACGAGCUCAACUACAAGCUCCACGGCGAUGACGAGGUACACCUGUACACCGACCUCGUGCCCAAGGAGGACCCCCCGUACCGCAACAUGAAGAACCCCAUGGCCGUCAGCAACGUGACCCAGAAGUUGUGCGACCAGGUCUACUCGCACGCCAAGGAGGGUCGCCUGGUGCUGACGCUGGGAGGUGACCACUCCAUCGCCAUUGGCACCAUCGCCGGCUCGGCCAAGGCCAUGCGCGAGCGCCUGGGCCGAGAGAUUGCCGUCAUCUGGGUCGACGCGCACGCCGACAUCAACACACCCGAGUCCAGCGACUCGGGCAACGUCCACGGCAUGCCUGUGGCCUUUGUCACGGGCUUGGCCAAGGAGAAGAAGCCCGAAUACUUUGGCUGGCUGCAGGACGACCACCUGCUGAGCGUCAAGAAGCUGGUGUACAUCGGUCUCCGGGACGUGGACCCCGGCGAGAAGAGGAUCCUGCGCGAGAACGGCAUCAAGGCCUUCAGCAUGUUUGACAUUGACAAGCACGGUAUCGGUCGGGUCGUCGAGAUGGCGCUGGCUCACAUUGGCAACGACACGCCUAUCCAUCUAUCUUUCGACGUUGAUGCGCUGGAUCCCAUGUGGGCGCCUAGCACGGGCACGCCUGUCCGCGGCGGACUGACGCUCAGAGAAGGCGAUUUCAUCUGCGAGAGUGUCCAUCAGACCGGUAGCCUGGUGGCUGUCGACUUGGUCGAGGUCAACCCCAGCCUGGCAACGGAUCACGUAGGGGCAUCGGAGACGGUGCGCGCCGGCUGCUCGUUGGUGAGGUGCGCGCUGGGCGAGUCGCUUCUAUAA